This is a messenger RNA of Eublepharis macularius, 5327 nucleotides long. It is a transcript of the gene MYO3A, whose product is annotated as myosin IIIA. Lineage: Eukaryota; Metazoa; Chordata; Lepidosauria; Squamata; Eublepharidae. The transcript has 37 exons. Gene Ontology annotation, cellular component: myosin complex. Bases 1 to 5160 code for a protein of 1719 amino acids. The record is from RefSeq and is a predicted model, not a curated record. Gene Ontology annotation, molecular function: ATP binding; protein binding; cytoskeletal motor activity. Gene Ontology annotation, biological process: protein phosphorylation.
AUGCAGACCUUAACUGGCAAAACAAUAAUGUUUGAUAGCUUUCCCGAUCCUUCGGAUACCUGGGAAAUAACUGAGACUAUCGGCAAAGGAACGUAUGGCAAAGUUUUUAAGGUAUUCAACAAGAAAAAUGGGAGCAAAGCAGCGGUCAAAAUCUUGGAUCCAGUUCACGACAUUGAUGAGGAAAUUGAAGCUGAGUACAACAUCUUGAAAGCGCUCUCUGAUCAUCCCAAUGUAGUGAAGUUUUAUGGACUUUAUUACAAAAAAGAUGUGAAGGAUGGGGAUCAGCUCUGGCUGGUGCUGGAGUUAUGCAAUGGAGGUUCUGUGACUGACCUCGUGAAAGGGUUUUUAAAGAGAGGGGAAAGAAUGAGUGAACUUCUCGUCGCUUACAUUUUGCAUGAAGCACUCAUGGGACUUCAGCACUUGCACAAAAACAAAACCAUCCACCGUGAUAUCAAGGGAAAUAACAUCCUGUUGACCACUGAAGGAGGUGUUAAACUUGUGGAUUUUGGUGUAUCUGCUCAGCUGACCAGUACUCGUCUCCGGCGGAAUACGUCAGUGGGGACUCCCUUUUGGAUGGCUCCUGAGGUGAUUGCCUGUGAGCAACAGCUGGAUAGUUCCUAUGAUGCCCGGUGUGAUGCGUGGUCACUAGGAAUCACCGCUAUAGAACUGGGGGAUGGGGACCCACCCUUGGCUGAUUUGCAUCCUAUGAGAGCCCUUUUCAAAAUACCCAGAAACCCACCUCCAACGUUACGGCAGCCGGAGCUGUGGUCGCCAGAAUUCAAUGACUUUAUCAGCAAGUGCUUGACCAAAGAUUAUGAGAAACGGCCCACAGUGACUGACCUGCUGCAGCAUGAAUUUGUGAAGCAGGUGGAGGGGAAGGAGAACAUUCUGCAGAUGCAAUUGAUGGAAUUCAUUGAUGUUCAUCAGCAAAUGGGAAUCACAGAAAGAGCAAGCUCUAGAAUGCCUUCUUUCUCUCUCUCUCUCCACAGAUUUGAGCGUAUUCAUACCAAGAAGGGGAAUUAUAACAGGUCUCCAGUUGCAAAUCAGGAAGAUGUAGAUGAUUUAGCAAUGUUGGAAGUACUAGACGAGAAUACAGUAACGGAGCAACUGCAGAAGAGCUACUCCAGGGAUCAGAUAUAUGCCUACGUGGGAGAUAUUCUCAUUGCAAUCAAUCCUUUUCGAAACUUAGACCUUUAUUCUACAAAGCAUUCCAAACUGUACAUUGGGGCCAAACGGACAGCCAAUCCACCUCACAUUUUUGCUGUGGCUGAUAUCGCAUACCAGUCUAUGAUCACUUACAAUUCAGAUCAGUGUAUUGUCAUUUCUGGAGAAAGCGGAGCAGGAAAGACCCAAAGUGCCCAUCUUCUGGUUCAGCAGCUUACUAUCCUUGGAAGGGCUAAUAACAGAACGCUGCAAGAAAAGAUUCUCCAGGUCAACAAUCUGGUGGAGGCUUUUGGAAAUGCAGGCACUAUUAUUAAUGACAAUUCCAGCAGGUUUGGGAAAUAUCUAGAAAUGAAGUUCACUUCUAGUGGAACUGUUGUGAGUGCUCAGAUUUCGGAAUAUCUCCUAGAAAAAUCCAGAGUCAUCCAUCAAGCUGUAGGUGAGAAGAAUUUCCAUAUUUUUUAUUACAUCUAUGCUGGUUUGGCAGAGAAGAAGAAACUAGCACACUAUAAAUUAGCAGAACAUAAGCCUCCCAGGUACCUGCAGAAUGAACAUCUCAGAACAGUACAAGAUUUCAUGAACAAUACGUUCUAUAAAUCCCAGUUUGAAUUAAUUGAACAGUGCUUCAAAGUGAUUGGCUUUACAAUGGAGGAACUAGGGAGCGUGUACAGCAUACUUGCUGCCAUUUUAAAUGUGGGCAAUAUUGAAUUUUCAUCGGUGGUAACUGAGCACAUGAUUGACAAGAGCAUCAUUUCCAAUCCUACGCCUCUUGAGAAUUCUGCUUCCUUGCUAUGUAUUCAGGCAGAUGAAUUGCAAGAAGCUCUCACCUCGCACUGUGUGGUGACCCGCGGGGAAACCAUUAUACGCCCCAAUACAAUGGAAAAGGCGACAGAUGUAAGAGAUGCUACAGCCAAAGCGCUGUAUGGGCGUCUCUUUAGUUGGAUAGUCAACCGUAUCAACGUGCUGCUCAAGCCAGAUACAGUUUUAAGUGGAAGUGACGAGGGACUGAACAUUGGGAUUCUUGAUAUCUUUGGGUUUGAAAACUUCAAAAAAAAUUCUUUUGAACAGCUCUGCAUCAACAUUGCCAAUGAACAGAUCCAGUUCUACUUCAAUCAGCAUGUUUUUGCAUGGGAACAGAAUGAAUACCUGUACGAAGGAGUUGAUGCUCGAGUUAUUGAGUAUGAGGACAACAGGCCUUUGUUGGAUAUGUUCCUCCAAAAGCCUAUGGGGUUAUUGUCUCUUCUUGAUGAGGAAAGCCGUUUCCCACGAGCCACUGAUCAGACACUUGUGGAAAAAUUUGAAGACAACUUGAAGUCAAAAUAUUUCUGGAGGCCGAAAAGAAUUGACUUAACGUUUGGGAUUUAUCAUUAUGCUGGAAAGGUUCUUUAUAAUGCAGGCGGGUUCUUAGCUAAAAACAGGGAUACGUUGCCAGCAGACAUUGUACUACUGUUGCGAUCUUCAGAAAACUAUUUGACCAGACAGCUGGUAAUCCACCCUCUUACAAAAACAGGUAAUUUGGCACACAGUAAAAGCAAGACUGCAAUAAACUACCAAAUGUGGACUCCACAGAAAUCCAUCAGCCAAACUAAGCUGGAUAUCUUUGUGUUGUGCAAUUCGUAUUCCUUCCGUGAGAGUGAGUCAGAAGAUACCACUCAUCACCCAAGAGAAACAACCAAUAUGAAAACUCAGACAGUUGCUUCAUAUUUUAGAUAUUCACUAAUGGAUUUAUUAUCUAAAAUGGUGGUUGGCCAACCUCACUUUGUCCGUUGCAUUAAGCCAAACAAUGAGAGACACGCAAACAAGUAUGACAAGGAGAAGGUGUUGGUACAGCUGCGCUACACAGGGAUUCUUGAAACUGCACGAAUUCGGAGACAGGGAUAUUCUCAUCGCAUUCUCUUUGCUAACUUCAUAAAACGAUAUUAUAUCCUGUGUUACAAAUCAAGCGACAACCCUCCCGUAAGUCCUGAGACAUGUGCUGCAAUCUUGGAAAAAGCCCAGCUUGAUAACUGGAUACUUGGUAAAACUAAGGUGUUCCUCAAAUACUACCAUGUAGAGCAGCUAAAUUUAAUACGGAAGGAAACAAUCAACAGGAUUGUUUUGAUUCAAGCAUAUGUCAGAGGAUGGCUUGGUUCAAAGAGAUACAAAAAGUUAAAGGAGAAAAGAGAAGAAAGUGCAAUCAAAAUACAGUCAGCUUACAGGGGCUAUGCUACUCGUAGAGAAUAUACUCAGACAAAAAAUUCAUCGAAAAUGGAAACGCGUGUUACCAGACUCCAGGCUGUUGGAAGAGGAUACUUAAUAAGAAAGAAAGUUAAAGAAAUAAAGGAUGCAAAUAACAAAGCUGCAACAACAAUCCAAUCACAUUACAGGGGGUUCAAGGAAAGGAAGAGUUUCAAGAGGAAAAGGGAAUCAUUUCUCAAGAAAGAACAGGCUGAAAUUGCAGCUGCUGAGAAUGAAAAGAAAAAAGAUGAACCGACACCAGAGGCUAAAGUGGGGGCAUCUACUGAGCAGAUUCCCCCAGAGGUUGGGAGCAGCACAGCCGUUGAGCAGAGCUCUUCUCCACAUGUUGAGGGCAGCACAGCCGUUGAGCAGAGCUCUUCUCCACAUCCGUGUUCUUCUCAAACUGAGGAGGAAGCUGCUAUUAUCCUUCAGAGUAACUAUCGGGGUUACAGAGAACGUAAAAAGGUGAAGGAGCAGUGCCAGAAAAAGACCGAGCAACAGCCGUCUACAGAGCAAAGCCUCAAAGAAGACAAGAAGAUCAUUCAGAGUACAGCACAAGAAGCAGAAGCUGAGAUAGAUCAGAAAGAUGUUGCUGUUGCUCGCGCUCCAAGCAUCUCCCAUGAUAACUUGGACCAGAAGGCACCAGCAGAAGACAAAGCGAUGCUUCCCCAAGCAGGAAAGCCAUCAAUGAAACAAAAGCCUCCAAAAUUGCUUUCAGAGGAAGACAAAACCCAGGCUGAUUCAAGGCACUUGCCUCAGAAAGCAUCUAUCAAAAGGGCAAGCGAACAUAGCCAACAGACACCUCUGGAGAUAAGUGGCACUGAUAAGAAAAGCCCUACUUCCAUUGUUACCCAAGACAGCCACCUGGAAAGAGGGUCUCUGAAACAUGGCAGGACAAUUUCCUCUGAAAAUAAAAGCAGUACAAGGAAAGGCUCCGUGAGAGGCUCUCAGAAACAUACUGAAGCCAGCAAGCAAAGCUCUGGAGACAAAGAGAAGGCAGCGUUAGUCAUUCAGAGUAAUUAUCGAGGGUACCGGAAAAGAGGGCAGCUCAGAAAAGAAGGGAAAUUGCCUUGUCAAAACCAGGAGGGGAAAGGUGGAGGAGGGCAGAGUCAGAAUCUUGGUUCUAAAGCCUUGAAAGAGAGGCAAAGCUCCAGUGCUUAUACUGAAGGCCAAAAGACUGUUUUAAAAGAUGGUGCCGAGAAAGAAAAGUCUGACUUGGCAGCCUUCUCAAAGCAGAUAUCAAAAUUAUCAGAGGACUAUUUGCUGCUGCAGCAGAAACUGAAUGAAAUGAUCCUGUCGCAUCAGCUGAGGCCUGUGAAGCUCUCCAAAGACAAGCAAAUGAACGGCCACCUUUCUCCUCGUGUGCGUCAACCAGUUGCCUCCAGAGGAGAGGAUACCCGCCUUGUGCAGAGAACCCCAAGAAGACCUCAGAAACCCAAGGCAUUAAACAACCCUGACGAUUCGACAUAUUACACUUUGCUACAUAAAUCAGUCCAGGAGGAAAAACGGAAACCAAGAAAAAACAGUUUGGGCAAGGUCCUAGAUGCCGAUGAUUGCUAUUACCAAGAAUUUUCCUCCAUUGACUCCACCUCAAAUGAUGAUAAUACCAGCGCAAGAGAGAAACCACCAACAGAGCCAAAGAGUGCGUCAUUGAAGGUUAAUGAAGGGCCGAGGGUCACAGGGAGCCUCUUGGAAGAGAGCAAAAGCAAGGAUAAUCCUUACGACUACCGGAAACUGCUACGGAAAACUUCUCAACGUCGGCGCCUUAUCCAGCAAUAUUAGCUGCUGCUACUGCUGCUGCAGUUUGGCUUUCUUGAGCAUAAUCUUUUUGUAUGGUUUUAUACUGUGGCCAUUCCUUUUUAACGUGUGUCUGUUUCUCUCCAUCAUAUUGGAUCAUGUGUUGGAUCAUGUGAACAAGUAGUAUUGUAGCACCUUGCAGGGGAAACGGU